Molecule: messenger RNA, 2428 nt
Organism: Cheilinus undulatus (humphead wrasse)
Lineage: Eukaryota; Metazoa; Chordata; Actinopteri; Labriformes; Labridae
Exons: 2
Coding region: 144-1268 (374 amino acids)
Biological process (GO): G protein-coupled receptor signaling pathway
Cellular component (GO): membrane
Molecular function (GO): G protein-coupled receptor activity
Source: RefSeq, a predicted model, not a curated record
AGCUUGCAGCACUAAUUGCAGCAGGUGUGCUGCUCAUUGUUUGCUAACAGGCCAUAGUCCAGCUCUCUCAUUUAACACCACAUCUCCGCUUAUGGGCUACUUUUUGCUAGCUUUCGGUGUCCUCCGAACCCGUGUUGCCCUACAUGCAGUCUUGGUUGCAGUCAUGUUUCUGUGAAGGAAAAAUGUAUUCAAACUUCUCCAAUGACUCCAACCUGUCAGUUGAUGACCCCCAGAGACAGCACGAGCUCACUCACCGGUCCGUUAAGGUAAGCAUAAUCGUCGUGCUGGGCCUGAUGAUUACUGUUGGAAACAUCGCGGUCCUCCUGGUUAUUAGUUCCUCCGUGGCUGGCUGGUCGAGAAACUCUCGGUACCUUCUCCUCUCCCUCACUGCUGCAGACUCUGCGUUUGGACUGCUGGUCAUGCCCUUGAAUCUGUGGGUGAGUUUGCUGAAGGACUACACUGAGGGCCCAGAUGCUCUUUGUCACAUCGUGGCCUUUUGCAACGCCACCGUGUACUCUACCUGCAUGUACACACUGGCCACGAUAAGCCUGGAGAGGUAUAUAGCAGUGUUUUACCCGCUCCAGUACUCCUCUCUGAUGACUAGAAAAAGGGCACUGCUCCUGAUUGCCUUCGCCUGGUGCUUCCCUCCAUUUUUACUGUCGCCAAUUUCAAUCCCAGAUGGCAUUAUCGAGGUUCAUUUUUCUACCUCGUCAUUGGUCUGCAAUCCGUCCUACUCCACAAACACAGGAUACUCUCUGAGCCUGACAUGCCUGAUAUUUUUUCCCUGCUCCAUCAUCAUGACAUACGCCAAUCUGAGAGUGUGGUGUGCUGCCAAGAGACAGAGACUGAAACUGCGCAAAUAUGACUGUGCACGUAGCAGAAGGCACAAUGUGGCAUCCAGGGUGCUCAUACCUGUGAUGGCAGCCUACUACACCUGUUGGACACCAUGCAUGGCUGCUAUGAUCUACAAUGCAGUAUCAGGGAGCAGCGUACCAGAGUGGAUUGAAUUUGUCGUGGUCUGGCUGCCAACAUCCAAUGGUUUCCUCAACUGCAUCUUCUAUUUCUGGAUAAACCGGAGCUUCCGCAGGAAAUUCAGACUUGUCCUGCAGAGGUUUGCUCUGUCCCUCUGCCCCAAACUGGCUGACUCCUUUGGGUGUUAUGUAUCCUCAAAGGCACAUUUUGUGUCAGGGGUUAACCACAACAACAAUAGUGUUCAUGAGCGGUCUUCCAGUGUAUCCUCCACCUGCACACUGUUGAGCCUGGCUUAGGAGGAAGAUCAGUUUCAGGCAUGGGAAAGGAAAAGGUCAGUGAUGUCUUUGGGGUUUUGUGUUGUCCUGCGAACUGCUUGACUGGAGUAAGAUAGAAGCUAUCAGGAGUAGAGAUGGAGUAAUGGCCAAAUGGGUUGAAACAGAAACAGGUAAUGAUGGCAAGAUUUGAAACAACCACUGUACAGUCUUUAUUAUUAUUAUUUAAGUUAUCUUGAGUAUUAUAUAUUUUCUCAUUUUUAGUUUAUUUUAUACAUUUUCAGUCUAAGUGUUCAGUUGACUGCAACAUUUCUAACUUAUUCUAUUUCUUUUUUUUACAUAAACACGUAACUUUUCCAGAACUUGAUUUUUUUUCCAUGUAUGCCUUCUUAAACCACCUUUUUAGUUGUUUUAUAGUCAGCCAUCAACCUUGUCUGUGCCCCAGAAUGUUUUGCUGUUAUUCAGCUUCAUACAGUCUUUUAAAAGUGUCCAAUUUUUCACAUUUGAACUUCCCGCUGUAGUGAACACAUUUCCUGUAAAACGUCAAGGUUAGCCGAUUGUUUCAUCACAAGAAACUGAUAUUUUUACUUCCAUUCAUGAGACAUUUGCAAGCACACAAUGCAAUCUGAUUACAAACACUUUGAAGGAUUGAAGACAUCAAUCUUGCCUUCAUUUUAAACUCUGCGUCAAAGACCUUGGCAUAUAACAGCUAGGAGAAGUUAACCUUUCAGUCACAGCAUUUCAGUGCAUGCAUGGAGAAAGUAAUUAGGCAGCUAGACUGUAGAAAGGUCAUCGUAUUUAUGCAGGCAAGAGAUAACUUGGGUAACUUCUGUGACUGUGGUUGUUUAUUUUGAGAUAUUAAGCCCAUAAUCUUUCUCUCAGUAUCCUCUACUACAGCAUGGAUUCAGCUUUUUAAGACCCUGUCACAUCUCUAUCUGAGUUUAACAGUUACAGUGAAGGAACAUGAAAUGUCUUAUGCAACUUAUUCUUGCGCUUGAGUUGCUGCUUGGUGACACCAUGACAUACUCCUGCCCCCCACGCCCACACCAAAAAAGCAAGAUGUCCAUCUUAAAAAUGUAAAUACUUUGCUAUGUUUCUAAAUUUUGAAUUUUAAAAAAGAUGAAAAAGUGUUUGAUAAUUAUUGGUUUAUGGGUUUUCUAUUAAAUAAAGUAUUAUGCCUUUCA